AUGGAAGGUGAUAAAUAUGAAAUGAAUAAGAUUAUGAAACAUUUACGGGACAAUUAUGAGUUACCAUAUCAUGGAAGCAAUGGCAACAAAUGUCAGAUGUUGGUAGCACCAGAAUUAGUACCCGUCGUUGAAACCAUGGCAAAAAUAGGAAAAGUAUCUACGAAAGUAGUUAUCGAAGAUUAUUCGGAAAUCAUUAAGAUGGAAAAAGCUAAUCCUCUGCGCAUAAAGAGCUUUUCUUGGAACGCCUACUAUGAUAUUGACGAUAUUUAUGGCUAUCUCCAAAACAUGAGCCAAUUGUAUCCAGAGACAGCGCAGGUCGUAGUUGGAGGACGAAGCUAUGAAGGUAGAGACAUUCUGGGACUUAGGAUCAAAUCGCCGACUCGCAAUGUUAAACCGACCAUGUUUAUCGAGUCCGGCAUUCACGCGAGAGAAUGGAUUACUCCGGCAGCGACUACGUACUUCAUCAAUGAGCUGUUAACUAGUAAAGAUCCUAAAAUUCAACGGUUAAGGAAUGAAUUUGAUUGGCACAUCUUUCCUUCUGUCAACCCCGAUGGAUAUCAUUACAGUUAUACCAAAGACAGAAUGUGGAGAAAAACACGUUCAAAAUCUUCAGCUCGGUGCUAUGGCGCUGAUCCCAACCGCAACUGGGAUUACAACUGGCAGAACUACGGUACAUCAAAGAACCCAUGUGAUUACCAAACAUACGGAGGCUCAAAACCCUUCUCAGAAAUAGAAACUAGGAGUCUCUCUGAGUACAUCUCCAAGCUGGACAAUCUCAAGGGAUACGUUGCUUUUCACUCCGACGCUCAGAUGUUGCUGUUACCGUACUCAGAUUCUACCGAACAUGACCAGUAUUACGACUCUUUGAAAAUAAUCGGUCAAACAUCACUUGACUACGGAUUUCAAGUGAACAAAGCAAAAUAUAUGGGUCCGGGAACGGCAGCAGAACUUUUAUACCAAGCAUCUGGCGGUAGCAUGGACUGGGUCCACCAAACCGUUGGCAUACCACUUGCAUUUACAUAUGAACUGAGAGGACUGUAUUUCUACUGGCCACCUAAGAGGAUCUCGGAGCAAGGCAAUGAAGUUACACAAAUGAUGCUUGGAUUGAUCACCGAAGCCGCCAAUUUAGGAUUUUAUUAA
Arctia plantaginis is the source of this 1140-nucleotide messenger RNA. NCBI's taxonomy places the organism in Eukaryota, Metazoa, Arthropoda, Insecta, Lepidoptera, Erebidae. The record is from the annotation of a GenBank genome assembly.